AUGCACCUCUUCCUGGAGACUGUAAUUCCCAGAAUGCACUGGGCGGACACUACCCGGCCCGCCCCCAUGACUACAAUUCCCAGCGGCCCCGGUCCUGAGAUUCCUGGGACUGAGAAGAGAGCCGGAGAGAUGACUGGGUGGGAUCCUAAGUUCUGGUUCUGCCGCCAAGCCCUGCUCCGACCAGUCGUGGCUAUCCUGAUGUCAGUCGCUUUCCUUCAUGUAGCUGUGGCCAGCACUCAGCACUAUCGCGGGGAAGCCUGGAGAGAGGCGGCUGUCCAUGCUGACUUCCUGUCCCAGCUGGCUCAGGGCAUGAGGGAGACCCUGGAGGAGUGGAUUGGCCGGGACACACUUCAGCUAGUGACAGAGAACGUCUCUGCCGUGUUCUGGAUUGUGUCCUCUGGCAUCUCGGCAGGUCUGAUCACCCUGUCCGGAAUCGCAGGGCAGAUCCUAAGCGCAUUCGGAGUGAAUGUGAGCGGAGAAUUGGACCCCCCCGACCUGGUGUACCUGCCGGCCGAACUCAAGGUGCUGGACGUUCCAGACCAUUUCCGGCUGCAGCGGGUGGAUCGGUACCUGCCGGGAAACACUUCCCUGGGCUCCCGCUCUGAGACUUACCUCCUCCUCCAUCGCCGGCCCACAGCAAAGCCUCUCAUCCAAGCCACCUACCUGCCCUUCACUGCCCAACAGGCGGUGCCAGCAGCUGAUCCCCACCACAGGUACGGCUCCGCGGCCUGGGACGUCCGAGCCGUGUCCAUUGAGGGCACAGUCUCUCCAGCUGAGCCGUAUGCCAGGGUCCUCUUCCACCUCAAGGGUCAGGACUGGCUGCCGGGACGGCAUGACCUGCCCUGCGUCUCCCUGCACGCUUUCCACCAGACGUGGGCUGUGCAUGGAGCCUGCCGCCUCCAGGCACCCCUGGGAGUGUGCGUGGUGGAGCUGGAGUUCCCCCCACGCUGGUUCUCCGCCACACACCCCUCCUCACACAGCCAGCGCAGAGCUGCGGAGCUCACCCAGCCCCCUGAGCGAGCCGAGCUGUACUACAGCCUGGGGACUGGGGAAACGUCUGCAGAGUGUAGCCAUGCAGGGCCCCGGGAGAGGUCCCGGCCGGGCGCUGAGGGCACCAAGGAGAGACUGCACUAUGUCGGCGCUGUGGAGCUGCGAGCCAGGGAUCCGCCUCGGCGCCAGGAGGUGCGGCUGGACGACAACGUGCUCAUCCGGGUCCCCGACAUGGCACUGCGGCCGGGGCAGCUCUUCACGGCCACCCUGAUCCUCCAGCAGAACUUCACCGCCGACCUGCUGACCCUGAGGAUCAAGGUGAAGAAGGGGCUGCAGGUCCUAGCUGCCCGCCCCGCCGUCCCCGAGGCCUGGACGGCCAAGCUGGACAAGUUCAAGGGCUCCAAGCAUCACACCGCUCUGGUCACCUGUCGCCGGCUGGAUGCUGGCCAGUUGGACUGGAGGGCAGCGGAUUUCCCCGAGUUCCUCUACCUGGACUUGGUGGUGGAGAACGGCACGAGCGGCCUGGCCUCCACACGCCCUGUCACCUGGCAGGUGGAGUACCCUGGCCAGGACCCUGAAGCCGAGAAGGACAAGAUGGUGUGGGAGAUCCAGGUGUCGGAGCGUGACGUUAGGGCACUGGUCCCGCUGGUGAAGGAGCAAGAGAUCGUGAACACCGCCCCCCUGACGGGGAUCCCCCAGGCGGUGCCGGUGAAGCUGGUCGCUGUGGAGAUGGGGGGAGCUGUGUUCGAGGUCACCGAGCAGAUGGGGUGUGAGUCCGCCAACAAACAGGUCCUGAAGGUGACGGACGCGUGCAACUCCGUCUACGUGGGGGGCAAGGAGAACCGGGGCGCCCGUGGGGCACGGGUGGAUUUCUGGUUCCGCCGGCUCCACGCCUCGCUGCUUUUCACUGUCUGGGUGCCGCUGCUGCCUCUGCGCAUCGAACUGACCGACACCACGCUGGAGCAGGUGCGCGGCUGGAGGGUGUCCGGUGCCGCUCCAGACAGUGGCCCGGCGGAGCCCGAGGAGGCUGGGGAGGAGGCGGAGAGGCGAGCUCGCGGCUGCCGGCUCCAGUACCAGCGCGCCGGCGUCCGCUUCCUGGCGCACUUUGUGGCUCACCCGCUGGACGGUGGACGGCACCUGACCUACAUGCCGAGCCCUGACUGGCUCCUGGAUGUCUCCCACCUAGUGGGCGGGCAAGCCAAGGUGCAGGACCCCCGCGUGGCCACGCUGGAGGGCGGGAGCGUGGUGAUUGGCCGCGAGCCGGGAGUGACGUCAGUGGAGGUGCGCUCCCCCGUCUCGGACUCCAUCCUGGGCGAGCAGACCCUGGUGGUGUCGGACGAGAAGGUGGCCGUGUCGGAGCUGCAGGCCCAGCUGGUGUCGGGCCUCUCGCUGGCGCUGAGUAUGGAGCCGGGACAUCCCGACAUCCUCACCGCCACCUGCCAGGCACUCUCAGCCCUGCACUCCCCAAAGCAGGAAGCGGCACUCAGUGUCUGGCUGGCAUUCACCGACCACACCCUGGCCCCUGUGGAGCUCUACGGCUGGCGGGACGUGGCGCUCUCUGUCUCCUCCCUGGACCCUAGCGUGGCCUGGGUGCGGCAGGACGAGGAGCUGGCUCGCCCGCUGAUCGUGGCUGAGGGGCCAGGGCAGGGGCCCCUCCUGCAGCUGGGCCUGCACAUCGCAGACUCCUGCCGCAAAGGCAAGCACCGGGCACCGCUGGCCGCUGGCACCGCCUGGCUGGAGGUGGGCGUCAGCCAGCGGCUCCCAACCCCCGGUGGCCCACGGCCCCGCGAUCCCCGCCCCGAGUCCCCCUUCCAGCGGGCCGAGGGGGCCAUGUCGGGGGAGGCGGUGACAGCGGCGGCUACGGAGACCAUGGUGGAGCCCCGGAAGCGGGCCCCAGCCGGGGUGGGACCCGACCUGACCAAGUUUGAGGGGCCCCAGGGCGGCACCUCUUCCGAGGAAGAUGGGCCUGGGGAGGAGGAGGAGGAGGAGAUGGUGAAGGCCCCCGAGCGGGUGACAGACCUGGAGAUUGGGAUGUAUGUUCUCCUGGGCGUCUUCUGCCUGGCCAUCUUCAUCUUCCUCGUAAACUGCAUUGUCUUUGUGUUGCGCUACCAGCGCAAGGAGCCCCCUGACUCCGGGCUGGGCCCGGCCCCCUCCACCCAGCAGCCCCACAACUGGGUGUGGCUGGGCACCGACCAGGAGGAGCUUAGCCGCCAGCUGGAUCGCUGCAGCCAGCACCAAGAGCUCAGCCCCAAUCCCACCCCUGACCCCUCCACCACUGCCAAAGAUGGUGGCUGCUGCUGCUGCGGGACUCCCCCAGGCAUGGAGGGGGGUAGGGGGGAGGCUGAGGCCCCCGAGGUCACAGGUCCCGAUGGGGGGGUCUCCGCCAGCACUUUCCUCCCUGCGGCUCUGGGGAGCCCAGCCCUCCCCAGCACCUUGUCCCGGAAAGAGGUGGCUGCGCCGGGGGGCAGGCGUAAGCGGGUGGAGUUUGUGACCUUUGCCUCGCCCCGGGCCCCUGAGGGCACCGUGUCCCCCCCGUCCUCCUCUGCCCCCACCGUCCAGUCCAUCCUGGUGGCCAGCGAGGACGACAUCCGCUGGGUCUGCGAGGACAUGGGGCUGCGGGACCCCGAUGAGCUGAGGAGCUACAUGGAGAGGAUCCGGGGCAGCUCCUGA
Emys orbicularis (European pond turtle) is the source of this 3660-nucleotide messenger RNA. RefSeq names its product transmembrane protein 132A (gene TMEM132A). Gene Ontology annotation, cellular component: endoplasmic reticulum. Bases 1 to 3660 code for a protein of 1219 amino acids. The record is from RefSeq and is a predicted model, not a curated record. The transcript has 13 exons. Lineage: Eukaryota; Metazoa; Chordata; Testudines; Emydidae.